AUGGAGCUGCUAAUGGCGGCGGGCCUAGGGGCCAAGGAGCUCUUUACAUACAACCGCGAGAACUUCAAGUUUGACCAAGAUCAGAGGAUCGAGCGUGAGUCACUCCGGUUGGAGAUGCAGGUCAAGCGCUUCGAGCUCUUUCGUGAGGAUGUGCGUGACUUAGUGGAGCUGACGGUGGACCGCAUGGAUGUUUACCAUCUCGUGGGUGCCUUGUUCUUGGAGUUUUGCAUCGUGCUCUUUUGCGAGGGCCGGGUGCAGGCUUCAGCUCCCCCAUUCUUGCUGUCACUGUUCCUCUUGUCCAAUGCCUGUGCCUUCAUCUACUUGCUGCUGGCAGUGUGGCUCAGCAUGCAUGCCUCCAUCGCCUCCCACAGCUUUGGUGUGCGCCUGCUCACGCGCUUUGUGCGCCUGCCCAUUCCCAGCAUGAAGCAGAUUACUGGUCUCAGGAGCAACUUGAAGGACUACGAGCGGCAAGGUGUCGCCAAUCUGCUCCGCCUGCCUUUCCAGGACCAGCAGGAGUGGCAACAGGUGCAUGGCGAGGCACAAGGAGGUGUCCCGACUCCGACCCCUCCGGAGGCAGAUGCCCAAGCGAAAGGUUUGAGAAGCAAAGACACAAAGGACACAAAGGACACAAAGGACAGAAAGGACACAAAAGACACAAAAGACACAAAGGACCUUAGAGAGGGUCUCCGGGUGCCUCCCAGACGCCACGAGGAAGCUCCAGGGCCAACAACCUUAGGAAAGCCCAGUGAGGCAGCUGCCUCGGGCUCCUCACAUCCAAGCCUGACCUCGAAUCAGAACCUAUUGCCGGAGCGGGAAGAGACGGUGGUUGGUGGGGAGGAUCUGCUCUCGUGCUCACGAGGGGCGCAGCCAGAGCGGCAUGUGCAGCUCUUUCGACAGCUGCAGUCCAAGUGGCAGUGCUACGACGCCUACUGCAGGGUGUGCAUGGGUUUGGGGGUCAAUCAGAUUCUCCAAGGCCUUAGCUACUAUUGCAUCUGUCACACGCUGGUGGAGAAUCGUUCGCCGACAACUGGCUAUGCACUGGUAACCCUUUUCCAGAGCACGACCAUCGCACUGGCGGUGUUAGAUUUGGCCGGAUUGCGAAGGCGGGAGAUCCUUGCGGUGCAGGUGGUGGGUAUCAUGCCCUGCCUGCUUACAGCCUGGGGUGUCGCGCAUGGCCACCGUCUCGAGAACGGUGUGCUAGACCCCGCGCAGACAUACAUGUUGUCGCCCCUGAGCUUUCUUUGCCAGGUGCUCUGGUUGGAGCUCUGGCUCCGCGUUGCAGCUCCGCACGGCGACGACCAGGCUAAGCUUCCCCGGCGGUUUCGGCAGGUGCUGUUUCUGGAUGUUUUCGGGGAUUCCUCAGGCUGGGACCCGAAGGAUGGUGAUAACAACUGCGAGGACGAUAUCAUCGAGGGUGAGAUGUUCAAGCAGUUGGGGGUCAAAGAGGAGAAAGACGCCGACGAGGAGGCCGAAGAGGCGUUACUGGCUGCGGCCCAAAGGGCCGCCUCGAAGCUGACCAUGGCCCAGUGCGCUGCCCGGCGCUGGAACGCCACACCCUCGUGGGCGUUGUCGACACAGCAGUCCAAGGACCUUGAGGCCGUGCAGGAUCAGUUGAAAAACUGGGGCAGCACCAUCUACACAGAGCUGGAGCGGUGUUGUCGCUUGCGUGGGAUCCCCGAAGCACUCCGCAACCUGGAACGGGAGCUCCGCCCAUGGUCCGAGCUCUCUGCCGAAGAGCAAGCUGCAGAUCCUUUUGCUGGCUGUCUCGUUGGGCCCUUCGAGCACGAUGAUGGGUACCGGACGUCCUGCUACCAUUUUGAAAUCGAGUCGCGGCGAACUCUCUUUGAAGACGCGGCGCGGGAGUGUCCUGGUGCAUUGGUCCUCUCCCUCGAAGCUGUCCGUGCCACCAUGAAGGAUCUGGAGGAAGCAGCUCGCAGCUUGUUGGAGCUGAGGAUCAUGUCAGAUUUGAGGGUCACGAUGCAGCGCCGCCGCCUGCAGAGUGAGCUGGCAAAGAAAUCCAAGCGCCCCCUGCACCGCAGUCUAUCUCCAACCGCGGCAGCGCAGCCUGCUGCAGAUAGUGGCAGAGCGACGAGAGGACAGUUUCCGAACUUGGUUGCGCUUUUCAAGACCCGCCUGCACCAGCGUCGGGGAGAGGAUCGAGAUGCCAACAUAGAGCUACUCCGUCCUGACUCCUCGUCACACGAUGAGGUGACGGACUCUGCAGGCAGUACAGUGGAUCGUGAGCUGCGGGAACCAGGCCACGCAGGCCGAGACCCUACGCUUGUGGCCAUGGCCGGUGCCAAUGCCCAGCACUUUGUGCCGGAGAAGCUUCCGUGGCAGGUGCUCCGCAACAUCACACGCGUGUUGCAACUGUGUUGGCUGUGGUCUGGCCUCAUGGCGUUCCUGAAAGAGGUUCACGUAUAUCAAGUGGACUUCCAGCAGCAUCCAGCUCACGAGCGGCGGUUAUGCGAGGCAAAUACAUGGAGUUUCAACCACCUAGAGGUUGAUUGGCCUCAUGGGAUCUUCUUCCGACCUCAGGGCCUCCUGUGCCCUUCCGGGCUGUUUCACGUGGCGAGCCCCUUUGCGGUGUAUGCUGGGGUCCAAGACGACGGAGCCACGCGAAUGCGCUUAGACGAGGUCUGGCGUGGUCGGCUGCCUUUACUGAGUGCUGCCUGCGCCAGCGACUUUGCCCGCUGCCUUCUCUUGGCGCCAGCAGAGGACCGCAUCGAGGUGUGGCAUCUAGGCCAUCCUCGAGUUGCUUUGACACUUGCAGAUCAUACGCCAUGGUUGCGAGUGGCCGGGGGCAUCACAAGCUGUAGCCAGGUGGCCGCUUUGCUGCCGGAGGAUGCCGUGGCUGACUGGUGCUUGCUGCUCGCCGGGUGGGACGGCCGCCUGAUUCCCGUUGCUGCUGUUCCGCUGCCCGAUAAGCUUGGCGUGCCUGAGCCUACCAAGUUGCAACCAGCCCUGGAUGCUCCGCUACAGGAUCCGUCCAAGGCGGUUGUAGCCUUGCACAUGGAGCAACGUGGGGUGCUUUGGGCACUUCUUUCCACAGGAGAAUUGGAGGCCUGGGACCUGCUGACGUCUCGCAGUUUGGGCCUUUGGAGGACGAGCUUUUCGGAUGCCUCGGGCUUUCGGCCGAUUGCCAUGUGCAAGGACUCCAACUUGGGGUUUCUGGUCCUUGGACACAAUGUCACUGGAGGCGGUGCCAUCAUCGCCAGGGCUCUGCAGCCGGCAGAUACAGAGCUGGCGCGACUUGUAACUUAG
Messenger RNA from Symbiodinium natans, 3264 nucleotides. The record is from the annotation of a GenBank genome assembly. NCBI's taxonomy places the organism in Eukaryota, Dinophyceae, Suessiales, Symbiodiniaceae.